GGGCUGCGUCACUGCGGCACGCAGCGGCCGUUCCCUGGCCGCGCUGUGGGGCUGCGGGCCGCCGCCAGGCCUCCGCUUCCCGCCUCUUCUCCUCACAGCGCCUUUCCCGCUCUGUGGGACCUCCUGAAAAGCGGUUAAGGCGAAGCGCUGUGGGCGCUCUGUGUCAGCCCUCUGAGCGCAGGGCUGUGCUGCUCUUUUCCUCCUUUAAAAGCCGCGUAUCGAAGCCGGUUUGGUGUUUAAAAGCUGCUCCUGUGGAGGCUUGGCGGCGUUAAGGGGAAAAUCUGAGGGUUUCGUUCAUCUUCCGUCAAAAUCUGACAGUAGAAGCCUGGGAUCUCCCAGGUCCUGCCUGCUUUAAGGAUUCUGCCAUCCCGGGGCUGUGCUGUAUUGAUGUUGUGAGGAAAGGAAGAGCUUCACGUCGUCUGCUUGGAUUUCCAGCAGGCUUUUUAAUGAGACGGCUCUCAAAUGAAGGCAGGGAGCCGUGAGGAGGUGUUUUAUUCUUAACAGCAGAUCAGAAUCUGGGCAGGAGAGAGAAAAACACGGCGAGGAGUGAAGUGGAAGCUGCACAUCUCAGCUCUGACUGCACGCAGGGAGCAGGGAUGGAGGGGUGGAAAUAAAACAUGGGGCAGCACCGUGUGAUUCCAUCAAAACAAGGGGGGUUUUGUUAGGAAUGUGAGAUGGAAGCUGGUGGCAGGCUGUAAAAUGAAGGAUGAUGCGUUAUGGGACGGCAUCCCAGCCUCCCACUGCUGUCUGUGGGGCUGAGAACUUUGGAGUUUUUUUUUUUUCAGGUUAAAAACUGCAAAAUGUGCUGUGAGCAUUCAGGGAAAAAGGAGCAGGAGCAUCACAUGGGGAGUGCUUGAGGUUGACCAAAAAGAAAGAGGUCAGAAAGGCACGCUGAUGGCAGAACCUGUGAGCCCUGGGCUUGCCAUGGCAUUCAGCUCUGUGUUUUGCUGGGGUUGCUGCUCUCUGCCUGUGCUCUCUGCCACCUGAGUGCUUGGCUUUUACUGUCAGGUUUUGAUGUGAGAUGAAAGAAACACAACAGCUUGGUUUGUGCAAACGCCGCAGAAUUCCCAGCAAUGGGAGCACGGCUAAUUGCAGGCUGCUGCUCGCAGGGAGCAGGAAAAUCACAAAGCUCUCCUGCUUGGCAGCAGUGUUGAAGGGGAUGUGAGCCCCACAUGAAAGCUCGUCUCUGCAGUUGAAAGUGUUUGCUGAGAGGAAGGUGCUGCUUGUUUGGGAGCAUUUGACGCUCCAUGAGGUUGCCCUUUGGCAGCUCUGCAUGGGUGUUGCUGUGUUUUGUUUUAAUGAACUUCAAAGACCCUUGGAUAAAUCAGAAAAACCUUCUCAGUUUAACAACAGAUGACUUUGAAGUCUCCCAUUUCAAUUACCAGAACUAAGGAAAAGUGUGAGGAACUCAGGAAAGCGGUGUUUUGUGCUAGCUGUGAACUGAGUCUUGUUUGAAUUUGCCAAUCAAGUUCUCUGUAGGUCAUGAGAAGAGUAAAAUUAAAGUUAUGAUACAUAAUUAGGGCAGAACUGGUUGUGAGCUGGAAUUUUGCAGAGGUUUUCCGUGAUGGAAAUACAUCUCUGUGCCACGUGUGGGGAGUUCAAGCAGCUCUGUGCAUUCGAUGCUUCCUGCUGCAGGUGGACAGGCUGGCAGCCUUUGCUGAACGCCCAGCUGGUUUUGCUGCAGCAUUUCCCCUGUUGUGAUGCAGCUGUGGGUGAGGCAGUGUGGUGGGCAGUCCCUGGAGGAUUGUAGAUGACUGCGGAGGUGCCUUCACCAUGGGAGCGAUAGGAGGUGGCAUUUUCCAGGCCAUCAAGGGCUUCAGGAAUUCCCCAGUGGGUGUAAACCACCGACUGAGAGGAAGUCUGGCUGCUGUUAAAACGAGAGCUCCACAGCUGGGAGGUAGCUUUGCUGUUUGGGGAGGUCUGUUCUCCAUGAUUGACUGCAGCAUGGUCAGAAUGAGGGGGAAAGAAGAUCCGUGGAAUUCAAUCACGAGCGGAGCCCUAACUGGAGCCAUCUUAGCUGCCAGAAAUGGACCUGUUGCCAUGGUUGGAUCUGCCGCAAUGGGAGGAAUUCUCCUGGCUUUAAUUGAAGGAGCUGGCAUUCUCUUAACAAGAUUUGCCUCUGCACAGUUUCAGAACGGCCCUCAGUUCUCAGAUGACCCCUCCCAGCUGCAGCCCUCUCCGUUUGGCGACUACAGACAAUACCAGUGAUCAUCCCCAUUCUGUUAGUUCGUAUUGUAGCUGAGCUGUAAUUUAAAAUGCUGGAGGAUCAGAGCACGGUAUGUCCUUACACCAGUGGUAGUCUCUUACACAAACCAUGCCAAGAGGACUUCAGCACUUGGCAGUGUAAAGCUGCACAGAACUUUUAGAAGAUGACAGAUCUAUUUAUUGGCAACAGAUUCCAUUGCUGUAACGUUAAUACAUGUCUGAUAGAAUACAUGGAGAUUUAAGAUAAGGACCAAACGGAGUCUUGUAAUCCUUUGGCCACGAGCUGAAGUGAAUGUCUGUGAAGUCUUCUCUGGGAUGUGGCAUUAACCAUUCCACAUCUGGAAUUUACUCUCCUCCCUUUUGGAUUUAGGUUGCUACGCACACUUUGGAUUUAUGUUGUUACACAAAUUUCAGCUUAAGGGAAAGUGUUAAUCUACGUGCAGGUUUACAUUCCAGAAGUGACUGUUACUAGAAUGUACAAACCAGUGAAAGCAGAGGGCUCUGUGUGGUUGCAGGAUGAAGUGCAUUGCACCUGCAUGUGUGCUUUCAGCACAGUCUGUUGGCUUUUUGCUGUGGAUUGAGUCCUCUGAAGGUAGCACGGUUCCGUUGGCUCUGUAUUUUUGUUCUUAAACUCCAGUUCUGAAGGCAUUGUUCCCUCUCACCAGCAGUUAAAAAAAAAAUUCAUAUCCAGUGGCGUUUUCUGUUGUAGGUCCUUCCUAAUAAGUGUGCUGUAUCAGGAAGUGCCAGCAGGCAAUAGCAUUCAAAGGCUUGUAGGAUUAUCCAGGACAGCUCAGAGCUUUGCUUCUGCCCAGAAAGGAUCUCUGUGCUCUGAGGUAACUGUCAGACUCAUUCAGUAGGAGAGCAUGAAAGUAACGCAGAAAUGCUCAAAUGGGUGAAUUAAGAUUGUACAGCGUGUGCAUGCAAGUGCAAGAUCCUGAACAUAAGGCUCCUACAUCCUAUAGAAGUGACAUUUUCCUCACCUGUUUCCACCACCCUGCCUGUCCCAGAGCCACUCCAGGACUGCUUGCUGCUCUGGUGCCUUGCUGGUCAGUGUUGUUACUGUUGGUAUGUCAUUUUCAAGAAUCUUUAGCACAACAGCCUUGUGUUUGUGAAGGCUUGUCUCGCUUUGCCUCUUACCUGCUUGCUCAGGUGAAUUGUAAAGGAUUGUCUCGAUUUGUUACUCAGAGUGCUUGCUUCUGUUCCUAACUGAGAGCCCAGCCACAGAGGAGUGAGCAAAUCCCUGGCAGGUGAGGGGAAACUGCAGCCGGAUCCCUCAUCAGUGCUGCACCUCCCCUGAGUAUCCAAAUCUGCAUGUUAAUCACCAGAUGUUUUUCUGUGCUCUUUACAUAGGAUUAGCACGCUGGGUGGUGUUCAGUGCUGUGUGCCUACCCUGGGAUGGGGCUCUGCAGCUCAUCCUUGUCGUGUCCCAGCACCGCCCUCCAGGCUGUGGGGCCAGGAGGUGACUUUGUUGGGGCUGGGGCUGUGCUGCCCAGGAGCUGAGCUGGGUGCAGGAGCCCCCAGCACCCCCAGCCUUUCCUGGUGCAGUCAGGGGCUGGGCACAUAGCAUCUGCUGCUCAGGGACUGUGUUUAAGCAGCACCCUGAACAUCUUGGGUGAGCUCUCCCAGCAAUGUUUGGCUGGGAGCAGACUUUGACAGGGUUGGGGCAGGCAGGGGGGUGUGCAGGAUCUGCUGCUCCCGGCUUUGAGACUCCAUCUAAGCACUGCAUUUGGCAGUGCCCAAAGCCAGGCAACAUCCAAACAGCCCCAAGAAGGGCCACCUCUACCCCCUCCUCCCUCACCCUGCUGUGAGGUUGCAGGCUUCAGCUGCUCAGGAAGAGCUUUAUUCAGCUCAGCCCUUCCCCUCUAAUCCCCCGUGACCGUCUGUGCCACACGGUCACUCACACACCUCUCUCUGCACAAGGGCAAACCCCUGAUGUGAGGUGCUGCCCUUUGCUCCCCACAUGUUACAGUGCUCCCCAGGUUACAGUGUCUGCUGGGAGCCCUGCAGGGCGAGCUGACAGCUCUCUUCCCCCUUGCUGUUCUGAGGAGAAAAAGGCAGCAGGUCCCCCUGCCCUGCAGUGCACCAUGGCUCCAGGGAAGGGUUUCCUGCCCUGUCAUCUCUGCAGCACCCACAAGCUUCCUGUUUUGGUGCUGUCCUGACUCAUUUUGGAUAACAACUUACAGGCAGCUCACAGCUGCCCCUCACACUCCUCAAGGCGCUCUCCCCAGAAGCAGCUUCUCCAUCAUCACCCCAAAAAACGAGACUGACACCACCAGCACGACACUGAACUAUUGACCUCUUUAUUUCAAUCAGCUACAGCAGCUCUACAUUCCCCUAAAACACUGUCCUUCCUUCACUACCACAGACAGCGAGGGAGCCGAGUACACUGCGGUGGCAGCAAGUCUUCUUAAAGCUUAGUAUUAAAUAUUAAAUAUUCUCUCAUUUAUGUUUACAUUACUUUGUCAAGAAAAAAAAAAAAAA
Molecule: messenger RNA, 4686 nt
Organism: Phasianus colchicus (ring-necked pheasant)
Lineage: Eukaryota; Metazoa; Chordata; Aves; Galliformes; Phasianidae
Gene: TIMM17A
Product: translocase of inner mitochondrial membrane 17A
Biological process (GO): protein import into mitochondrial matrix
Cellular component (GO): TIM23 mitochondrial import inner membrane translocase complex
Molecular function (GO): transmembrane protein transporter activity
Source: RefSeq, a predicted model, not a curated record